Molecule: messenger RNA, 160 nt
Organism: Acaulospora colombiana
Lineage: Eukaryota; Fungi; Glomeromycota; Glomeromycetes; Diversisporales; Acaulosporaceae
Source: the annotation of a GenBank genome assembly
UCUCUGCAUCUCGUUCUCUGGUCUCGCCUCCACCUCGACUGCUACCCAAGAUGUCUGGCGACAUGUCGGCCCUCACUCCAGAACAACAAGCGGCAAUCUUUGCCCAACUCGUCGCAGGUCUCACAGACUUGUCGUACGGGAAAUACGCGCUGCUCGCCGG